Molecule: messenger RNA, 1597 nt
Organism: Sitophilus oryzae (rice weevil)
Lineage: Eukaryota; Metazoa; Arthropoda; Insecta; Coleoptera; Curculionidae
Gene: CDC50
Product: cell cycle control protein 50A
Exons: 7
Coding region: 219-1352 (377 amino acids)
Cellular component (GO): plasma membrane; Golgi apparatus; endoplasmic reticulum
Source: RefSeq, a predicted model, not a curated record
UUGCACCGGACAUAGAGCUGAAAACGUAUCUAAAUAAAUUGUGAGUGUUUUUAGGGGUCGAUACAAACUUUCAAUUAUUCAUAAAACUUCUUUUUGCAGUGAGACCAGUCAGCUUAUUGUCAAGGUCGUGCACGGGUCGUGGCCAGCGCUCGGUGCAAGGCUUUUCCGGCUUUUCCAGAGAUUUCGGAACAGGAUAGAACAGGUUCUGUGGAGUGGCGAUGUGUUCCGCCAGAUCUGGAUGCGGUGGACGAAACGGGGGAUGCGCUGGGUAUAGUGCAUUCAAGCAACAAAAACUUCCUGCAUGGCAACCUAUACUAACUGCUGGUACAGUUUUACCUACGUUUUUCGUUAUUGGAAUUGCAUUUAUUCCUGUUGGAAUCAGCCUGUUAUAUUUCUCAGAUGAAGUUAAGGAAUUCGUGCUUGAUUACACCCAUUGUAACCAGACCCUACCAAAUGAAGCCAGCGAAACCAGUGACUGGUCUAUCACAAAUCAGACUUGUAUAAGUGUUCUACAAAAUAAACCCAACGAUACCUGUAUUUGUAGAGAAAAGAUAACUCUUAAAGAAGAUUUUCAGGGUAGUGUCUAUAUGUAUUAUGGUUUAACAAACUUUUACCAGAACCAUAGAAGAUAUGUAAAAUCUAGAGACGAUAAUCAGUUGUUAGGGAAUUUACGUAAUGAUCCUUCUCAUGAGUGCAUGCCAUUUGAUUAUACUGUGGACGAGAAUAAAACAAAAAGGCCCAUCGCUCCAUGUGGAGCUAUAGCAAACUCUAUGUUCAGCGAUGUCCUGAACCUUUAUUCAAGUAUAAACGACAACAACGAUUGGCAACAAGUUGACCUACUCAACACAGGUAUAGCGUGGGAUUCAGAUAAAAAUAUCAAGUUCCGUAACCCACCAGGAAACUUAACUGAUAUGAUAAUUUCUUAUGGUUAUGCUAAGCCGAAAGCCUGGAGAAAGGCGUUGUAUGAACUGGAUCCCAGUAAUCCAGAUAAUAAUGGAUUCCAGAAUGAAGAUUUUAUCGUUUGGAUGCGUACAGCGGCUCUGCCUAAUUUUAGGAAACUGUACAGAAGGGUUAAUCAUGCCAAGGAAGGGUUCAGGGAUGGCUUGAAGAAAGGGGAAUAUUUGCUGACUAUUGAAUAUAAUUACGAUGUGAGUACCUUUGAUGGUAAAAAACAAAUGAUUCUGAGCACUACCUCGCUACUGGGUGGCAAAAAUCCGUUCUUGGGCAUAGCAUACAUAGUGGUUGGAGUGCUAUGUUUAUUACUGGGCAUAGCUUUGUUGCUAAUCCAUAUAAAAUGUGGCAGGGGUACUAGUGAAAUGAUCAAUGUGAAUCCAAGAACACCAUAUCAGUAGAUUUGAGGUACCAAAAAAAAAUAGAGCUUGUGAUUUUGCACUGUUUAGUAUAAUAGUACCGAUAUGAACAUUGUUUUUUUUUAGUGAGAUAUAUUACUAAGUGUUUAGGUCAUAGUUUAUAGUUCUUAAGCACUAUAAUCUUAGCCAAAGUAUGUUUUAUACAUUUUUUUCUUUUUUACAGUAUUUAUCUUUCUAUAACAAAGAUUUUGUUGGUUUAUGAACAAUAAUAAUUAGAAGAAGUGCCA